Messenger RNA from Coprinopsis cinerea okayama7#130, 768 nucleotides. Its product is annotated as alternative cyclin Pcl12. NCBI's taxonomy places the organism in Eukaryota, Fungi, Basidiomycota, Agaricomycetes, Agaricales, Psathyrellaceae. The record is from RefSeq and is a predicted model, not a curated record. Gene Ontology annotation, cellular component: cyclin-dependent protein kinase holoenzyme complex; nucleus. Gene Ontology annotation, biological process: regulation of cyclin-dependent protein serine/threonine kinase activity. Gene Ontology annotation, molecular function: cyclin-dependent protein serine/threonine kinase regulator activity; protein kinase binding. The transcript has 3 exons. The coding region runs from base 1 to 768 and encodes 255 amino acids.
AUGCCUGGACAAGAGGAUGUCCGCCACCUCGUCUAUUUGCUCCGACUCUUGCCUAUUUCUUCUGGUUUUUCCUCUGGCACGAUGCCUCCGCGUAAACGGGUCAAGGACACGGAACUUGCAUUCAUCUGUGCACGCUUCCUAAUCCACCAGUUCAAGUCACCUAUGGCCAUGCCGCGCGACUCGUCUACCUCGAAGAAUCUCGUGAAAUUCAUCUCCACCCUCAUCCGACGUGCUGCGCUGGAACCUAGUGUUCCUUAUGCAGCUUUGCUUCUUCUUCAGAGGCUCAAAACUCGCUAUCCGACUGCCCGUGCGACGGGACAUUUUCUUUACUUUGCGGCCUUUUUGGUUGCUUCGAAAGUCCUGUCCGAUACAGAUUUGACGGUCAGGUCCUGGCUUUACUCGGCCCAGUGGUCUUUCUCGCCUGUUCUUAUCGGCAAAAUGGAAAGGGAGCUGUGUCAAUAUCUGGACUGGGAUCUCACUUUCGACUAUGAGACCCUUUCAAAUUUCCAGAAAGUAAUUCACGAUGUUUACGGCCGAUGUCAGGAUGUCUACCCCGAAUACUCCCUUCUCAGGCUUUCCCGGAGGAUGGAUCCUCUCGUGCGCCGUCGUGGCACAACGACUCUCUACCUUUCCGGAUCCUCACCUUCUCCACACACCAUACGAAAAACUGCAUCGUCCCCUACCAGCUCUGAACAAGGGUCUCGAAUGUCACCUCCGAGCUCGCCCGUUAAUUCCGCAGACGACAAGCACUCGGAGAGCGACGAGUGA